Microthlaspi erraticum is the source of this 417-nucleotide messenger RNA. The record is from the annotation of a GenBank genome assembly. Lineage: Eukaryota; Viridiplantae; Streptophyta; Magnoliopsida; Brassicales; Brassicaceae.
AUGUUGAGUACUACACUGGUAUUGGCAUUACCCGAGCCAGGGAAGCCUUAUGCGGUGUAUACAGAUUCUGCGGGCAUUGGUUUCGGUUGUGUGCUGAUGUUGGAGGGCAGAGUGAUUGCAUAUGCUUCGAGACAGUGGCAGGGCAGUGAGCGUAACUGUCCUACACAUGAUCUUGAAUUAGGAGCAGUGAUGUUUGCACUGAAGAUUUGGAGGUCCUACUUGCUGGGUGAGACAGUGCAAGUCUUCAUAGAUCACAAGAGUUUACAGCAUAUCUUCACUCAGCUGAUGAUGAACGCGAGAAACACGCGCUGGGUUGAGUUCUUGGCGGACUAUCAGGUGAACAUUGCUUACCAUCCGGGCAAGGCUAACCUAGUGGCGGAUGAUGAUAAGAUUUUAUGGUGUGAUGAAAUGAUAUGA